Molecule: messenger RNA, 363 nt
Organism: Symbiodinium sp. CCMP2592
Lineage: Eukaryota; Dinophyceae; Suessiales; Symbiodiniaceae
Source: the annotation of a GenBank genome assembly
AUGCAGACCGGCUCGGAGAAACACGUCCUUCAACUGGAGUUGGAACAACACCUCAAGGACCUCAAGGAGCUCUCCGAAAAAAGAGCUGGACUGAUCGGUAAAGCUGCUCCCGAGUUGGUGCAAUCGGCUUUUUCCUCUUUCUUCGGCUUGCCCGCCUGCGCUGGACUCCAGGUUAGCAUGAAAUGCUAUGUUGGCAGUGGCCGCCUCUGCAAGAGGGAGGACGUGGUGGUCGUCAGUGAGCCCAAUGGCGACGAGGUGGCACAGGAGCCUGUUUUCAGACCGACAGCGCACAUCUCCCGCCUUUGCAUGUUCAAGAAGGAAGGUGACCGCGCUUCGGUCAUACCUUUGAGCAUGCCCAUGUAA